AUGUUCCGGAACCGAUUAUCACCAUUUUUGUUGGUGAAGAGCAACCGUAAGGCUCUCUACAACCACCUCACCCAAGCAACAUCAUCUUCGUCUAGAGUUGCAAGGGAGGAGACAUCUAGAUUUUUCUCCACUGGAAUCGUACGGAGAAUUCUGCAUGACUUCCGAUCUUCCCCUAAGGUUCUUCUAUCUUUAUCUUUAGAACUAAGAGAUUUUUAUAAUGCAAUUCCGGGUCAGUAUGUGCCAUCUUUGAGAAAUGUUUCCACCGUGCAAUCUCUUAAUGAAAAAAGUAAUGAAGGACUGAAGCUACUUGUAAAUGGAGGAUCUCAUGCUCAGAAAAUGGUUGGGAUAUGGCUCUUUGGCUCUGCUGCUUGGGUGUUUAGUAUGGUCGUACUUGGAGGUGUUACACGACUAACAAGAUCUGGUCUUUCAAUGACUGAUUGGAAGUUCAGUGGUGGGCUCCCGCCUCUAUCUGAUGAGGAAUGGUUACAGGAAUUCGAGAAGUACAAGCUGUCCCCUGAAUAUAAAAAAUUUGAAAUAAAAAAUGAACCGCCAACUGAAUAUGCACAGCCUAGAGUAAGCCCGUAUCGGCUUGCAGCUCAUCUCACUUCGGCAUUUGUUAUAUACAGCGGCCUUCUUUGGACAGGUCUCUCGGUGGUAAUGCCUGAACCACCUGCAGAAUCAAUGUCCUGGGUUAAGGGGGCUGCAAAAGUAAAGAGACUUGCUCUUCCUGUCAGCUUACUCGUCGGCAUUACUGCUGUCUCUGGAGCAUUUGUUGCAGGAAAUGAUGCUGGACAUGCCUACAAUACUUUUCCGAAGAUGGGCGACACAUGGAUACCUGAGGAUGUUCUAGAAAUGAAGCCACUUAUUCGCAACUUCUUUGAGAAUACCUCGAUGGUACAGCUUGACCAUCGUAUCCUGGCAACAACCACUUUAGUUUCAAUCGCCUCGUUAUGGUGGUUAACGAGGAAGGUGGAUCUUCAUCCUGCAGUUCGAUAUUUGAUUGGAAGCACUGUUGGCAUGGCUGGUCUUCAGGUUACCUUGGGGAUAUCUACCCUUUUGUCAUACGUGCCAGUUUCCCUGGGCAGUGCUCAUCAAGCUGGGGCUUUGACACUAAUGUCACUGAUGAUCCUUCUCAUUCACACUCUGAGGAAGCCAUCGCCCUUUCUUCUUAAAUCUCUGCCUAAAGUUGCCAAGACAAUCUAGCUUACUGCAAAAAUUUAUGCAAAUCCUGCCCUUUUGGUUGGUGUUUCUGAUCGUGAGUUCUUUCUUAUUUUGUCAUAAGAAAAAUUCGUUUCAUAAACGCAUAAUGCUCGGCUUUUGUUUUUUUUCUUCUUCUUCUUGUUUAGCUAAUGUGAUUUAUUCAAUUCCUCAUUGUGGAACUUGAAACGUUAUAAAUUGAAAAAAAAAUACAAGGUCAAUUUUCCUUCCUGGAUGGUGCUUCAUGUUACAAGGGCCUUUGUGGUUAAAGAAACUUACCCCAUUUUCGUUCAUGGAGAUCAACUAGAAAAAGCUUGAUCGAAGAAGAAGUACCAGAGAACAUUGAUUGAUCAGAUAAGAUUUUUGUACAUUGGAAUGAGGUUGUGAGAGAGUGGUGAUAAAGAAUAGCACGAGACUAGAUAA
Messenger RNA from Humulus lupulus (European hop), 1620 nucleotides. RefSeq names its product cytochrome c oxidase assembly protein COX15-like. The coding region runs from base 1 to 1203 and encodes 400 amino acids. Gene Ontology annotation, molecular function: oxidoreductase activity, acting on NAD(P)H, heme protein as acceptor. The transcript has 6 exons. Gene Ontology annotation, cellular component: mitochondrial inner membrane. Gene Ontology annotation, biological process: heme A biosynthetic process. The record is from RefSeq and is a predicted model, not a curated record. NCBI's taxonomy places the organism in Eukaryota, Viridiplantae, Streptophyta, Magnoliopsida, Rosales, Cannabaceae.